AUGGCGGCCGUGGACAACAGCAAUACCAGCCUACCCGUCAUCAAGUUGACCAACAGCCACAACCAAGAAUCCGAGCCAGCUCGACCCUUUUCACCCACGCGCGAUGCGCCGGCGUCGCCUCUCGAUGCGACUUUGAAGGAGGAGCGAGGGCGGCCGCAGACACCGACGCGAGCGAAGCAGUCCAAGGAUCGCCCGAGUUCAGAUGGCGCGCGAGCUUCGCCGGCACGGUUGAUGAAGGGGAGAGGGUCUAGUAAUGCUAGUCCUGCCAGUCAGACGCGACGCGAAUCGACCAAUGGCCAGUAUGAGGGUUCGCAGGGCCAGCCGCAUACUGGAUUUGAUCCGUUGACUCAGCAUAUCCUCGCGCGGACCACCACGCCAAACACUUCGCAGAACGGCGGUAGAUCGAGCUUUUCGGAGCACACGAGCAACCGGCGGGAUCGAGGAAGCUUGGAUCAAGGCACGAUACCAGCAGAUAUGGGACGGGUGCAACGAGUGGAGUCCAACGACAGCGUCGCUGCCGCGCACAAAGAUCUGCGCAAGGGAGUGAAGGCGGUGGCAUUCAUCAGCAAACUGAUUGGCAGCAAGAAGAAGGAUGGCGACGGUGUGGCUGACGACGAAUCGACAUCGAACGACGGCCGAGUGGAGGGCAACAACGCGGAAGUCUUUGCGCAGCCGACAGACAACGUCGGCUUCAGCCCUCAGUAUGCGCAGCCUCCGCCAUAUAUCAAGAUGUCGUCGAGGUACAAGAAGGAGAGGGAGUUUGAUCGAGUGUUUCUCGCGCAAGAGCUGAAUGUCAGGAAAGACGCGAAGAAGCUGCGACAGAACAGUGCCAGCAAGCUACGACGCAAGUCCUCGGCACCCGCAGAUGGACACACCGUGUGGGCGAUGGAGUUCAGCAAAGACGGGAAAUACCUCGCGGCUGCAGGUGCCGAUAGCGUGGUGCGCGUGUGGCAAGUCAUUGCAACUUCGGCAGAUCGGCAGAAGCACGAGCAGCAGGAGAGCGAGGCGAACGGCGGCGAGCCUCAUUCCCACCAUUUGAGCGCGCCCGUCUUCAUCGGCCGCCCGGUCCGGGAAUACGAAGGGCACACCUCGACGGUGCUGGAUCUAAGCUGGAGCAAGAACAACUUCCUUCUAUCCUCGUCCAUGGACAAGACGGUCCGCCUGUGGCACGUCACCCGGCCGCAGUGCUUAUGCACGUUCAAGCACAACGAUUUCGUACCCUCGAUUGCCUUUCAUCCCAAGGACGACCGCUUCUUUCUUGCCGGGUCGCUGGAUGCUAAACUUCGGUUAUGGAGCAUCCCCGAGAAGGGCGUGGCGUACGCGGCGCAAAUGCAGGACAUGAUCACCGCCGUCGCUUUCACCCCUGACGGCAAAUAUGCCAUUGCAGGCUGUUUGGGAGGCGCAUGUCUCUUCUACGAAGCGGACGGGAUGAAAUACCACAGCCAAGUGCAAGUUCGCUCGAGUGGGCAGAAUGGCAAGAGCAGCAAAAUCACCGGCAUCCAACCGCAUCAUGACAGUCGAGGCGAUAUCAAGCUGCUGAUCACGAGUAACGACUCGCGUGUCCGCCUUUACAAUCUCCGCGACAAGAACUUGGAGGGCAAGUUCCGAGGGAAUGAGAACAAGUACAGCCAGAUUCGCGCGGCACUCACAGACGACUGCAAGUACGUGGUGUGUGGGAGUGAAGAUCGCAAAGCAUAUAUUUGGUCCAUGGGGCCAGUUGAGGAGGACAAGCCGGACAAGAGGCCGAUGGAGCUGUUCGAGGCGCACGACUCCAUCACCACCGUCGUAUGUUUCGCUCCCACCAAGACGCGGGUCCUGCUGGGGGACUCUGAGGAUCCGGUAUACGACCUGUGCAAUCCUCCACCGGUGGCAAUGCUGAGUCGGGAAGACCGGGUGAACAGCGCCACGGGGAGCCAGGGCUCAUCUGCACCGGCAUCCGCGCCUGGUAGCAUCCACGCGACGCCAUCGGAGGCGGAAGGCAAGUUCAAGAAGCCGAAGGAGCCCGCGUCGUACGUCCAACGCGCCACUCACACGGCGGGCAACAUCAUCGUCACGGCCGACUACACCGGCAGCAUCAAAGUCUUCCGACAAGACUGCGCCUGGUCGAAGCGGAAGACAGACGACGACCGGGCGUCGAUAUUCAGCAAGCGAACCGGCCGGCUCAGCAGGCAGGGCUCGGUCAUGACGAAAGGCAGCCAACCGAGCCUACGAGAGGGAAGGAUGUCUGCGUCAUCUGCAGCACACACCGACAGCAUCCUCCACUGGCGACAGGGCAUUGCCAGCAUGCCGAAUGUCGCCGAUGCUCGGCGUACAGCAUCGCCCAAAGCCACGCCGCGCAGUAUCUCACCUACCAGAUCCGAAGACCAGCCGCUCAGUCAGAGUCCGGCGGCCUCUGCCGACUGGAACGGUCACGCAGCCAACAAAAACGCGCACACCUCCGACGCAGCAAUGGCUGCCACGGCAACGAAAGACAAGACGGCGUCCCCCAAAGCGCGCUCGCCAGCCGACAACCCCCUCGACAUCAAACACGACGAGAGCAACCCGCUCCUCAUCAAAGACGGCCGCUCCUACCUCUUCUGGAACACCGACGCGUGGCGAGCACAGGCUGAGCAUCAGCGGAAAAUCCGCGAGGAGGCGGAGGCGGCGGCGGCGGAGGAGACGUUGCAGCCCAUUGCGGAGCAUGAGAAUCAUCUUUCUGUGCUGGCGCGGCCGGGGAUUGCGCGGGGCCAGACGGCCGUGAGUGUGUUGUCGGAUGAGAGGAGUAGUGCUUCGGAGCACGAAGGGGAGGAAGGGAAGGAUGGGGAGAAGAAAGGGGCCGAAACCCCAGCCAAGGUGGUGACCGUAUAG
Molecule: messenger RNA, 2847 nt
Organism: Neohortaea acidophila
Lineage: Eukaryota; Fungi; Ascomycota; Dothideomycetes; Mycosphaerellales; Teratosphaeriaceae
Product: WD40-repeat-containing domain protein
Exons: 2
Coding region: 1-2847 (948 amino acids)
Molecular function (GO): protein binding
Source: RefSeq, a predicted model, not a curated record